Chelonia mydas (Green sea turtle) is the source of this 6549-nucleotide messenger RNA. RefSeq names its product RUN and SH3 domain containing 2 (gene RUSC2). Gene Ontology annotation, cellular component: cytoplasmic vesicle. The record is from RefSeq and is a predicted model, not a curated record. The coding region runs from base 408 to 5174 and encodes 1588 amino acids. The transcript is spliced from 12 exons. Gene Ontology annotation, molecular function: protein binding. Lineage: Eukaryota; Metazoa; Chordata; Testudines; Cheloniidae.
GGGGAGCCGGGCUAAGCCCAGAUCCCUGCCUGAGAAGUGCCCUGUCAUGCCGCUUGCUCUCCAGCAGCUGCUGGCAGCCUCUUCCUGACACCCGAUUACAGCACAGGGCCCGCUGAUCACUGAGCCGAUGCUGCGACAAGCUGGUUUCCCUUUGGAUUAUCACUGGCCCUGCAUCGUGUAUUCUCCAGCCACUCUAAUGCGCCAGGCAUUGUGAGAAUCUAAUCGCUUACGCGCUGGGCACCCAGCUGCAGCGAGCCGUGACCAGAGCCUGGGAAGCCGGUACAGGGACUGCACCCAGCCAGGUCUCUGACUCCUCUCCUGUGAUGUGUUCUCCCAGCCCUGCCCGCAGCCCACCAACCUUCCAUGUAGCGCCAGCCUGGCUGAGUUCCUGAAGAGCACUCUCAAGAAUGGAUAGUCCACCCAAGCUGGCAGGAGAAACACUGAUUGUCCAUCACAUUCCCCUGGUUCAUUGCCAGGUCCCCGACCGACAGUGCUGCAGUGGAAGCAAGAGGACCAAUCCCUUCUGCCAGCCAGACCUGGGCAUCACGCGGACCGCCUCUCUGCCGGAGCGGGACCUCUUGCAGGCAGACUCCCUGGUGUACAGCAGCUUGCUGCAGGCCUCGGACGCGCCGGCAGAGGCUGCAGAAGACAAAGAGAGCAAAGCGCGAGACUCGGUCAUCCCCGGCAUCACGACACGGCACAAUCCCUUCCUCCUGGGCGACAGUGAGGGGCAUGGUCUCCUCAGCGACAGCACGGGCCAGAAGUCCUUCCGCCUACACAGCUCCAUGGUGGCCGGCAAGCCGGCCUUCCAGCUGCAUGAGCUGCCGCCCUUCCACCUCCAUGACGCCGGCCACGUGGUGAAGCCCUGGAGCAUGGCCAGCAGGUCCGGCGUGGUGGACGGGCAAGAGGACAAACGCACAAGCGCCGAUGUCCAGAAGAGGAACAACGCUGACUACUGCCUGCUGGCCUCGGAGCGCAUGGAGCUGGACGAAUGCAGCUGCCAGCGCGGGAGCUUCUCCUUCGAGGGCGGCGACCAGGACUGGAACAAUGGCUCUGACGAGUCAGGGAGGAACCUGGCCGCCCCGCACAGCCGGACCUGCAGCUGUUCCAGCACGGAGCUGCUGCCCUGCCGGUGCUACAGCACGUCCAGCCAGUCUGAGACCGGGGACCAGCAGAUGGGGUACAUCAGCGACUCUUCCUGCAACAGCUCGGACGGGGUUCUGGUGAACUUCAGUGCCCUCUACAACAAAAUGAACGGCCAUUCUCGCUCCAACUUGAACUCUGCCAACUUGUCCUGUGACUCUUCCUUCUGCAGCCACUCGGACGCUGGAGCCUUUUACCUGGAUCUGCAUUCGUCACCCACGGAAUCCAAGAUGUCUUGUGAAUCACACAACCCGGAGAGCUCGGGAAAAGUGUGUGGGUGCCACCACCCGUCUUCGCCCGUCUUAGAUGCCAACUGCAACUCCUACCACCUGCACUGCGAGCCGUGCACUUCAGAGAGCUCAGACCUCACCGCUUGCUUCCAGAGCCAAGCCCGGCUCGUGGUGGCCACCCAGAACUAUUAUAAACUAGUCACAUGUGACUUGUCUUCCCAGUCGUCACCUAGCCCUGCGGGCUCUUCCAUAACCAGCUGCUCUGAAGAUCACACCAAAGGGAGUCCUGUCCAGCCCUCAGAGUACUACUUGUUUAGAAGGCCUGAUGCUAAGCCGGAGGAGAGCGAUGGGGAAUGCUUCAUGGCGGAGACCAAGGGCGAAGCUGUGAAAAACAUGAUUGAGGGGCAAGUGUAUGUCAACAUAUCCCCGCCUAACCUAAACGCUGGCCGGCCACGCUCCAGGAGCUACGAUCGGAACCUGGACCGGAGCCCCACGAGCAGGCUGGGCUCCCUGGAGCGCAUGAUGAGUUGUCCGGUCAAGCUGAGCGAGAGCCCAGCUCUAACGAUCCAGAGCUUGCCCCCGAAGCGGGUGACUUCCUUUGCCGAGCUGGCGAAAGGCAGGAAAAAGAACGGCUCCUCCCCACCGCUCAGAACCAGCGGUGACUCUUCCUUGGAGUUCUCGCCCAUCCCCGAGUUCCAGCGGGACUGCCCAGGGCUUCUCGAGGACAGAGCUCGACGCUGCCAGAGUCUCCCGCCCAUGCCCUUUGGUCAUUGCCUGAACCGGAGCUGCGAGGGCUCCCGUGUGGAGCACAGGCUCGGGGACGGCCCGAGGGCGUGUUCCAGCAAAGACUCAGGCGCCAACGGGCCUGAGGCAGCCGAGCAGGCCUCUCUCUCUCUGCUGAUGGAGGCUGGUGCCAGCUUCUCAGGCAGCCCUGCCAGUGGGCACGGACAACGCGAUGUUAGAGCCAGAGCGGAUGGUGGCGGUGCGGACAGCAAGGCCGUGGUGCGCUACAGCAAGGAGCAGCGCCCCACCACCCUGCCCAUCCAGCCCUUCGUCUUCCAGCACCACUUCAGCAAGCAGCCCAAGGCCCGGGCCCUGCACAGCCACUUCGCUGCCAGCCUGGCCCAGCUCUACGGCGCCUCCAGCAGCCGGCCCGCCAGUCAGCAGCCCUCCUCCAACUCCCGGUCCUCCACCUCGGCGGAGCAGCCCGGGGCCGCGGGGGGCCCCGCGCACGGCGCGCUCCUGGCCCAGCGCUCGGCGGACGGAGCCGCCUCCCUUAGCGAUGGCUACGCCAAGAAGCCGGCCCCGGAGAGCACCCGGCCGUCCCCCCUGGGGAGCUACUCUCCGGUGUGCAGCAUGGCCCCUUUCUUCCAGAGCCUGGACUCCUCCUCCGGCUCACCCACCCCGGAGAGAGCCGGCGAGAGCCACCCUCCCCGCAGCAGGUCCUGCCCACUCUCUGCCAACCUGCUUCCCACCAGGGCCUCCCCCGCGGCAGGCGCCGCGCUGCCCGCCCAGGCUGAUGCCCUGCACCGCCAGGAGAGCCCCCGGCCAGGCCCCAGGAAGGAGGCACCAUUGGAGCAGAGCACGCGGGUCUCUGAGUACCGACUCCAUGGCGGCUCCCUCCCGCCUCUGGCAUCCGAGGGGGCGAGUGCGAGCCGAGCGGGGGGCCCUGCGGAGCUCCACUGGACAGGCACCAGUGAGGCUGGAAGUUCGGGGUCGCUGAGCAGUGUGGGCACGCGGCCCCUCAAUGCAAACCACCUCUCCCCUCAAGCGCUGAAGUGGCGGGAGUACAGGCGGAGGAACCCCCUGGGCCUGGACCGCGGCUCGGGGGUGGCUGGGUUAGCAGGCAGCCUGGACAGGAGGCAGCAGGAGCCCCAGCUCGCCCGGAGGAACCCCAUCUUUGAGUUCCCUGGUUCCCUCAACACCGGCCACGUUCACGGCAGGCUGAAUGGCCCUGCAGGUCAGCCUGUGAAACAGCUCCAGCUGGGCUACGCCGACUUCUUCCCGGAGUACUUCUCGCUGGCAGAGAAGCCGCCGGCUGAGUUCUGCCUCUCCCCGGACGGCAACACGGAGUCCAUCUCCAUCGACCUGCUGCAGAAGAAAGGGCUGGUGAAGGCCAUCAACACGGCCGUGGAUCUGAUUGUGGCUCACUUCGGAUCAAGCCGGGAUCCGGGGGUGAAGGCCAAGCUCGGGAACAGCUCGGUGAGCCCCAACGUGGGGCACCUCAUCCUGAAAUACCUGUGCCCGGCCAUCCGGGACAUCCUGAGCGACGGGCUCAAGGCCUACGUCCUGGACGUGAUCAUCGGCCAGCGGAAGAACACCCCCUGGAGCGUGGUGGAGGCGUCCACCCAGCUAGGCCCCUCCACCAAGGUGCUGCACGGCCUCCACAGCAGGAUCAGCCAGUUCGCCGAGCUGACCAGCCACAGCAUGAGGUUCAACGCAUUCAUCUUCGGCCUUCUCAAUGUCCGGUCUCUGGAGUUCUGGUUCAAUCACCUGUAUAACCAUGAAGACAUCAUCCUGGUGCACUACCAGCCGGUGGGCUUCCUGUGCCUGUCGCACGGCGUGUGCCAGGCCCUGUUUGAGGAGCUGCUGCUCCUGCUCCAGCCUCUGUCCCUGCUGCCCUUCAGCCUGGACCUGCUCUUCGAGCACCACCUGCUGCAGAUGGGCAGGGAGCAGCAGCAGCGGAAGGAGCUGCUGCGGGUCAAGCAGGACCUGCUGCUCUCCGUGCACUCCACCCUGCAGCUGAUGCGCUCCCGGGGCAGCACCGAGGAGCCGGCCGGCUGGAGCGCCGCCCCGGAGCAGGGCCCGGGGAGCGCCGGGGACGAGCGGCCGUCUGCAGGCCAGGGCCAGGAGGGAGCGGCGUGGGAACGGGUCAAGGGGGUGGGCGCCUCCUGCGGAGACGGCGCCAGGGAGGAGGAGCAGAGGAAGGCGAAGGAGAGCGCCUGGGAGGGGAAAAAGGACAAGCAGGCCGGCUGGUGGUACCAGCUCAUGCAGAGCUCCCAGGUUUACAUCGAGGGCUCGGCCGAGGGCUCCAAGUUCAUCCGCCCCGAGAAGAAGAAGCAGAAGGCGCCAGGAGCUGCGCCCAGGCUGGCCGAGGGCGGGAAGGCGCCCCCUCCCCGCGAGGGCGUGGUGGAGGGGGCGGAGGCCUGCCCUGUCGCCGAGGGGGCUGUGGAGGAGAAGCCCAAAGCUGCGGCAGAGCCCGGGGAGAAGCCAGGCGAGGCCAGCGAGCGGAGCUGGCCCUCCUGGAUGGGGAGCCCCCCGGACUCGGUUCUAGCAGAGCUGAAGCGCAGCAAGGAGAAGGAAAAUGGGGCUCCCCACAGACAGGAGGUGGUCGCGCCCCCCGUGGCGGAGAGCAGCCCUGGGCCCCCCGACGGCAGCCAGCCCACCAAGUGGGGACACCUGUUCGGGGCUAGGAAAAUGCAGAAGGAGGCCAGGCAGCCCAACAGGUUACCCUCUGGCUGGCUGACCCUGGACAGGUCCAUGUUCCAGCUCAUGGCCCAGACGGUGGGGGCAGGAAUGUGGAGAGAGGCGGCCCCUGAGCCCGAGCGACCGCAGGCGGAGCUGCCCAACGAGCCCCCUGAACAGGAGCUAGCUGGGGGGCUGCCCCCCCAAAUCCCCUGCGAGGUGAAAGCGCUUUGCCAUCACAUUGCCACCGAGGCGGGCCAGCUGAGCUUCACCAAAGGGGCCGUCCUGCGCGUGCUGGCCAAGGUGGACAGCGACUGGCUGCAGUGUGGGCUGGGCUCGCAGAGCGGGCUGGUGCCCAUCAUGUACGUCACCCACCCGGCGGACGAGGACUACUGACGGGGCCGGGACGCCGCGCCCAGGACCACGGGGGGGACAGACGCCGCUUCUCGCUAGUCCGUACCGUGCCCGCCCUGCCGGACAUCCCGUAACCCCGGGGGCGCCUCGCCCGCCCCAGGCACCUGCCACGGCUGCUGCGUCCCGGGGGACCCCGCGCCAGGCGCCACCGUGCAUGCAGCCCCCCCAGGGACUCGCCCGUCACCCCGCUCCGUCUCCGGCCCUGCAUGCCCUGGCCCCCUAUGUAGCAGGACUCCAGGCGGCGUCGCUCUGCAGCAGGGGCUGCCCAGCCGAGGACCCUGAUGGGCUGGGGGCGCGCGGGCUCCCGGCUCCCGGACUGGGCAGGGGCUGGCCGCAGGAGACUACAGCCCCCAGCAUGCACUGCUCCGGCUCCGUCAGCGCCCGCUGGCCCACCGCGUGCGGGCAGGGCCUCUGCUCUGCAGGCCGCCCCCUUGUGGCGUCAGGCGGCAUUGCCGAGCUCAGGCCCCUUUUGCUCGGGAGCAGGGGCUCUCGGCCCGGGCCCGAUCAGCGCACGGCUGCGGCCCCUGUGACAUCCUCAGGGCCAUACAGGGGGGCUGUAUUGUGUGGCGGGGCCCAGGGGGGACACACGGCAGCUCGGCUGUGGAGCCUGUGCGGGUCCCGCAGCAUGCAUUGUACCCAGCCCGUCGCCAGGGCGGCGCCAGCCCCGGGUCCCGGCCAGCGGCCUGGCACUGCCACGCCACGGGGCCGCCUGCGUCUAGGCCAACGCCAGUCAGUGUUAGAGGGGGAUGAGCCCCUAGGGGGUUAGUUCCAGCCCUGUGCAGACACAGCGCUGCGGGGUGCAUGCGCCCCCCCCAUCUGCUGCUCCAGCCAUGGGGCGCUGCCUGGGGAGGGGCAGUGGCACAAGGCCAUUCCCAGCAGGUGGGGGGGAGGGGCAGUGCCCCCAGCAGGGGCGGUUGGGGGGCACUCCCAGCAUGGCAGGGCAAGGGGCAGGCUGUAUGAUUCAGGCAGGGCCCUGCCUGCGGCUGAGUUCCCAGCCGUGCCGUGGGGGAGGGAGAGCAGGGCCUGGGCCCCCAGCAGGAGGCGCCACUGUCAGUUAACCCUUGUCUUGCCAUGCUCACCCCAUUCCCAGGGCGGGCACGUGGGCAGUGCCAGGCAGCAGGCAGUAUUAGUGCGAGGCUGUGCCAGUAUUUGUUGCCAGGAUGGUGCUGGUGUCUGGGCAGCGUGAUGCCCGGGCUGGCUCCCCCGGGGCCAGGGGCCCGCGUCUCGCCAGGUUCCCACCUGCUUGUACAUCGCUCGCGGCCGCUGCGCCCUGUGUGCCGUGGCCAUUCCCGGAGGGGCGGGGCCGACUUUAUUUAUUUAUUUAUGAGGCAUAUUAAUAAAAAAGGUGCUGACCCAG